This is a messenger RNA of Wasmannia auropunctata (little fire ant), 386 nucleotides long. RefSeq lists its product as uncharacterized. The record is from RefSeq and is a predicted model, not a curated record. The transcript is spliced from 3 exons. The annotation marks the transcript as partial. Lineage: Eukaryota; Metazoa; Arthropoda; Insecta; Hymenoptera; Formicidae.
UUCCAUCCUUGAUUCGAUCAUUUUUCAUGGUCUUAUUUAAGUCUACCAUCAUGGAGGCUAUGGAGUUAGAUGAUUUCGAGGACGAUUUCGUGUUACGAUUUUCCGGCGAAAUGCAAGCCCCUCAGCCCGUUUUCGUUAAUGCCGUACAGCCAUCCGUAUCCACAAAUAUUUCCACUACUGGAGUUUCAAAUGUUGCUUCUGCUAUGGCAACGACAAGAUCUGUCGUUCCUCCGGCAUCUACUACAAGGUCUGCUGUUCCUUCGGCAUCUACUGUGACAACUGUAAGCUCUAUCGUUCCUGUGGCAGCUACUACAACUACAAGGUCUAACGAAAUAAUGCAAGCCCCUCAGCCGGUUUUCGUUAACGCUGCACAGCCAUCCGUAUCC